AUGGUCACACGAGGUGGAACAAGCUGUGGUCCUAGGGAGGGAUAUGUAACUAUUGAAAUGUUUGAAGCGUUGCAGGAACAAAUUCAAAAUCUUGCUCAGCUGGUUGAGAAUGAGCUCAAUGACUUGUCUGGUGGAGAAAGUGAUAGUUCUAGUAAAGGAAGAGGGUCCAAUCAAGAGAGAGCUGUGAGAUGCAAUGUAAGACCUCAACAGUGGGAAGAUCCCAUUGUUGAGAAUGAGCUCAAUGACUUGUCUGGUGGAGAAAGUGAUAGUUCUAGUAAAGGAAGAGGGUCCAAUCAAGAGAGAGCUGUGAGAUGCAAUGUAAGACCUCAACAGUGGGAAGAUCCCAUUGUACGUGCUCUUGAGUGGUUCAAAUCUCCGAGUUUGAUGGAGAUGGAGCCAGAUGCAUUUUUGAAUUGGAUGGAUAGUAUUAAAAACUAUUUUGAUUGGAAAGGCAUGCCCAAAGAAAGAAAAGUGGAGCUUGUUGGAGCAAAACUAAAGGGUCCAGCUUCUACAGGGUGA
Molecule: messenger RNA, 519 nt
Organism: Ilex paraguariensis (yerba mate)
Lineage: Eukaryota; Viridiplantae; Streptophyta; Magnoliopsida; Aquifoliales; Aquifoliaceae
Source: the annotation of a GenBank genome assembly